Funneliformis mosseae is the source of this 2323-nucleotide messenger RNA. The record is from the annotation of a GenBank genome assembly. Lineage: Eukaryota; Fungi; Glomeromycota; Glomeromycetes; Glomerales; Glomeraceae.
AUGGCCCAAGAUAAUUGGGGUAAUAACGCUCAAGGCCUUGAUAACACCGACGUCUCUUGGUCUCAGGCACCAACAAAUAAGUCAAAUACCUUACAACCAGAAAACAGCUGGGGAACGCCAGUCGGAUCUGUUAGAACUAACACUCCCUCUGAAAACAGUUUGGGUGUCAAGAAAACCAAUGAUCCCACCCAUGAUUCAUGGGGACCUAAUAAAUCAGAAAAUUCGUGGGCUUCAAGAAAUGACAUUGUCAAAGUCGAUCAAUCAUGGGCAAAGAAAUCCUCACCUAAAGAAGCCCCACUUAUAGAAGAACCCACAAAAUCAUCAGAUAAUGAACCUCCUCCUAAUAUCGUAGAUUUAGGUUCCCCAUUAAAUCUUGAUUAUCAACGCGAGGAGGAAGAGGAGGAAUUAACCAGUCUUGCAUUACAGGCUGGUAUCCAACAAUCUUACGACUUCUUAAAGAUUGAAAAAAAACUACAACAACACAUAUUGGAUGAUGAACAUUGGGACCCAAAUUACCGUAAUGUUCAUACCUUGAAUAUAUCACAAUCGAGUAAUUCAGUUUCUUCACCCUCAAAAGAUGAAAUACAAUGUGAAAUACCAAAUGUAUGUAAUGAAAAAGAUAAUUUUGAACCAAUAAUCGUUGAAUCAAAAGUUGAACCAAUAAUUGUUGAACCAUUAGUUGUUGAACCAUUAAUUGUUGAAACAUUAACAUCAUCCACAUCUCAAGAAUUGCAUGAAAAGAAAUUCCGUGAUGUUGAAGUUCAAACGGACCCAAUUGAUUUGUCAAAGAUCAUUGCGUCAAAAGAAAAAUUGUUAUCCUGUAUAAUCGAUUCACAAAUUGAAAAUUUUCAUCAAUCGAUAUCACAAGAUCUAUCUAACGCAAUUACUAACGGUCAUCCGGUUGCCGCUUCUCAUCAAACACCUUCACAAAAUAAUAAUUGGGGUACCACUCUUCAAAAAACGCCUUCACAAAAUAUUAAUCGAGAUGCCGCUCCUCAGCCAACACCUUCACAAGAUAUUGAAUGGACCACUCCUCAACAAACAACUUCACAAAUUAAUAAUUGGGGUACCGCUUCUCAAAUAACACCUUCACAAAAUAUUGGUUGGGGUUCCGCUUCUCAGCCAACACCUUCACAAAACAAUAAUUGGGGCACUGCACCUUUACAAGCUAAUAAUUUGAAUACUGCUACUCAACAAGCGCCGUUUCAAAAUAACAAUUUGGGUACCUCUCAAAAAAUACUUUCGCCAAACAAUAAUUUUAGUUCGGUUUCUCAACAGACAUUUACACCAAAUGAUAAUUUUGGUACUGCUCUUCAACAAAAACCCGAACAAAAUGAUGGUUUUGACACUGCUUCUCGACAAACACCCGAACCAAAUGAUAGUUUUGGUACUGCUCCUCAAGAAACACUUGAACCAAUUGAUAACUUUAAUACUGCACCUCAACAAACGCCUGCACUAAAUGAUCAUUUGGAUCCUGUACCAGCACAGAACAACGAUAGUUGGAUUGUUUCUCAAAAUAAUUCAACACAAAAUGAUAAUUUGGGUACGGUACCUCAGAAAACACCUACAAAUAAUGAUAAUUGGGGUACAGAUCCUCAAAAAGCACCUGCACAAAAUGUUGGUUGGGAUGUCACUCCUCAAGCACCUGCACAGAACAUUGGUUGGAGCACCACUCCUCAAGUGCCUGCACAAAACGUUAGCUUAGGUAUUGAUCUUCAACAAACACUAAAUUCAAAUGAUGAUCUGGAUAUUGAUUCUCAAAAGAUACCCAUACAAACUGAUAGUUAUAUUACUGUUUCCAAUAACACACCCAGCCUUGUUACUGAUCCUCAAAAAACACCAAUAGAAGAUGAUAGUUGGGUUACUACUACUACCACCACCUCAACACAAAACGAUAGCUGGAUUACUACUACAUCUCAAAAAACCUCCGCACAAAGUAAUGAGCAACAGACACCGGUACAAAACGAUAGUUGGGUUACUACUAAUCAACAAACUUCUGAUCAAAAUAUCGCACCAAAUAAUGGUUGGAGUGUCAUCCCUCCACCUGCUCAAGAUGAUAGUUGGGUUACUACUCAACAAUCUUCCCAACAAAUUCCUCAAAAAACUCCCGCACCAAUUCCCCAGUCUCCCCAAAAAACUCCCGCACAAAGUAAAGGUUGGAGUGCCAUCCCUCCUCCUGCUCAAGAUGUUGGUUGGAGUAAUACUGCUCCUCAACAAACUCCUCAACAAACUCUCGCACCAAUUCCCCAGUCUCCCCAAAAAACUCCCGCACAAAAUAAUGGUUGGGCUGUCAUCCCUCCACCAGUUCAUGAUGUUGGUUGGG